UCCCUAUUCAAAAUGGCACCAUCUCAAAUCAGGAAGUAGAGAAAACAACUACGACGAAUAAGUUGGAUAAAUAUCCCCGUGUAUGUGGCUUUGACGCGAGCGGUCGGUAAAAAAACAUCGGGCGGUGCGUUUGCGGGUCGGACAAACAGUAAAAUACACAUUCAAGCUCAUGCCAUGGAGAACACUUGCCCUUGUUAGACGUACGGUUUCACACACAGCCAGCGCGUGGGCCGAGGGGAACGGGUGCAUCGUCUAAUUCUGCUGGUCGUCAUGUGUGAAGCUGUGGUCUGAUGCCCACCCUCACCUCAGCGCUGGCCAUGGACGGGGAGAACUACCUGCAUCCAGAAGGCCCUCAGCUGGACCGCAGCUUGUUCCCUGUUGCCCCCUCAACCAUGGAGAGUUCAGUGUAUGCCUCCCCUGGUUCCUGGGGAUCCUUCUCUCAGCAGCCUGGAUACAGCAUACGCUGCCCUAUGCAACCUGGAAACCAGCAAUACCCCUUGAGCAGCAACACUACCCCCAACAUUCCAGAUAUGCACACGGACUUUUACCAGGGAAUUUCUGACAUGGACUUUGCUACCCUCAGCCUCCCAAGGAAUGGAGAUUUCUCCCAGGACCUGUCCUGCAUUGAUGACCUCUCAAACUCUCUAUUCUCCUCUCCGACUGACUCUCUGUCAGAGUAUGCUGACGCUCAACCCUUUGUCAGCGGAGACAACCUGGACACAGUUCCCACGCUCUGGGACGUCAACACUAGCAGCACCGCCGCACCAGCACAGAGCCACUUAGAGCAGAAUGGCACCGGCAGGUUUCAAAACUUCACCAGUUUGGAUGAUAUAACUGCUAUUAUCAGCACUCCAUCUUUAGGAGGAUUCCAGGCUCAGGGAACACAGCCACCACCAGUGGAGGAAGAGGAUGCUGAGGAGGAAGAGGCAGAAGAACUGGGACACGUUGACACAUACGCUGAGUACAAACCUUCUAAAUCCACUGUAGGAAUUUCUCAUCCUGACAUAGUGGUGGAAACCAACACGCUAUCCAGUGUCCCUCCUCCUGACGUCACAUACACUUUGGCCAUCCCAAAGUCAACCAUUGACAGUGGCCUACUGUCUGCGCUGCAGCUUGAAGCUGUCAUUUACGCCUGCCAGCAACACGAGGUGAUCCUUCAGAACAACCAGAGGGCGGGCUUCCUGAUUGGAGAUGGGGCCGGUGUCGGGAAGGGGCGCACCGUGGCAGGAAUCAUCCUGGAGAAUUUCCUUAAGGGAAGGAAGAAAUCACUGUGGUUUAGCAUAUCCAAUGACCUGAAAUUUGACGCAGAACGAGAUCUCAAAGACAUAAACGCACAGAAUAUUCCUGUGCACGCCUUAAACAAGAUAAAGUAUGGAGACACAGCUACCUCAGAAGGAGUCCUGUUUGCAACUUACUCUGCACUGAUUGGAGAGAGUCAAGCGGGAGGGCAGCACCGGACGAGGAUCAGGCAGAUCCUGGACUGGUGCAAGUCGGACUUUGAUGGAGUUAUUAUUUUUGAUGAAUGCCACAAAGCCAAGAACGCCACGUCUACAAAAAUGGGCAAAGCAGUGCUUGACCUGCAGAACAACCUGCCACAGGCCAGAGUGGUGUACGCCAGUGCCACAGGUGCCUCUGAGCCAAAGAACAUGAUUUAUAUGAGCCGCCUGGGAAUAUGGGGUGAAGGCACACCGUUCAGAACCUUUGAAGACUUCCUGCAUGCCAUCGAGAAGAGAGGGGUCGGAGCCAUGGAGAUUGUGGCCAUGGACAUGAAAGUGAGCGGGAUGUAUAUUGCCAGACAGCUAAGCUUUUCUGGUGUAGCCUUCCGCAUUGAGGAGAUUGGACUGGAUAGUGACAUCAGAGAGGUCUACAACAAAGCUGCCAAGCUGUGGGCGGAGGCAUUGCAGGUGUUCAUGCAGGCGGCUGACGAGCUGGGCCUGGUCAGCAGGAAGUCUUUAUGGGGACAGUUCUGGUCGUCUCACCAGCGCUUCUUUAAAUAUCUCUGCAUUGCUGCCAAGGUGCGCUCACUAGUGGAGCUGGCCCAGAAAGAGCUGGAGGCUGGAAAGGGAAGCCCAGAGUUCGUCAGGUCAAAGUGCCCAAGCACACAGUGGACAGCGGCGGCGUGAUCAACAUCUCAGACGACAGCAGCACCGACUCGGACGGCAUGGACACAGACUCUAACUCCUCGCCAGAUUCCCUGCAGGACAACGACGACGUCAUCUUUGUUCACCACACCAGCUGCCAGUCAGCCAGGAUAGAGGAAAUGAAGCAGAGCCUCCUCAAUAAAAUAUCAGAAAUAGGAAAAGAACUACCUCUCAACACGUUGGACGUGCUCAUUGAUAAGUUUGGAGGACCAGAUAAAGUCGCUGAGAUGACGGGCCGUAAAGGCCGUGUGGUGCGACGUCCGGAUGGCAGCGUACGCUACGAGUCGCGGGCCGAGCAGGGCUCCACCAUAGACCAGAUCAACAUCAAAGAGAAGGACCGCUUCAUGACCGGAGAGAAGUUGGUGGCAAUCAUCUCGGAGGCAGCUAGCUCUGGGAUUUCCCUGCAGGCAGACAAACGAGUGAAAAACCAGAGGCGCAGGGUCCACAUGACCCUGGAGCUGCCUUGGAGUGCAGACAGAGCAAUUCAGCAGUUUGGUCGCACUCACCGGUCCAAUCAGGUGACGGCUCCAGAGUACAUCUUCCUCAUCUCCGAGUUAGCUGGAGAGAGACGUUUUGCUUCUAUCGUGGCUAAAAGGCUGGAGAGUCUGGGAGCGUUGACCCAUGGAGACAGACGAGCCACUGAAUCAAGAGACCUGAGCAAGUACAAUUUUGAGAACAAGUAUGGUACYAAGGCUCUCGAUAAAGUUACCAAAGCAAUCCUUGGCCACAUAGAGAACAAGGUGCCCCCUCCCAAAGGAUACCCUGGUGGCGAUGCCAGAUUCUUUCAAGAAAUCAAAACGGGAAUGAUGCACGUGGGCAUCAUCUGUAAAGAGCCUCGCUUUGGGAUUAGCACUGAAAAAGACUGCAGCAUCACUAAGUUUCUAAAUCGCAUCUUGGGCCUGGAGGUCCACAAGCAGAACUACCUGUUCCAGUACUUCACAGAUAACUUUGACUAUCUGAUUGAGAAGGACAAGAAGGAGGGCAAAUACGACAUGGGAAUUCUGGAUCUUGCUCCUGGAAAUGAUGAAAUUUAUGAGGAGAAGCAGGAAACGUUCUUGACGGCUGGGAAUCCUCAAGACGGACAGGUUGUUCUUUAUAAGAUCACUGUGGACAGAGGUAUGCCCUGGAAAGAGGCUUACAGCAAGUCCCUGAAGCUCAGCGCUCCUGAUGAGGGCUUCUACCUGUCCUAUAAGCUGCGAGGUAACAGUCCAUGUGUGCUGCUGGCUGAGCAGGGGCGAGGGAAGCACUUCAACAUCUACAAGCCCAACAUCGGCAAGCAGACGCAGCCYGAGAGCCUCAACAACCUGCUGCAGAGAUACAAGAAGGUUACUCCAGAGGAAGCUAAGGACAGCUGGGAGAACCAGUUCACCUUCUCUUUAGAAAAGUGUAGUCACGCCAACUGGAAUGGGAAGUGUAAGAAAAUCGAAGAGGGCCACGAGUGUCUGCAGGGCAUGCGCCUCCGUCAAUAUCACAUGUUGUGUGGGGCUUUGUUACGCGUGUGGAAGCGGGUGUCCGACGUGGUCUCUGACAUCACCAACUCCAGCAUCCUGCAGAUCGUCCGCCUCAAAACUAAGCAGCGCAACAAGCAAGUCGGCAUCAAGAUCCCAGAGRCCUGCGUGGUCCGCGUGCGCGAGGAGCUAAUGCUAAUGAACGAAGAGGUGAAGAAGAGGAGGAAGGAGAAGCAGCUGCAGGAGCACAUGCGUCAGCUGGAGCAGGAGAACAAGCGCCUCCCAGACAACCAGAACUCCAUGCUCAACGCCUUCCUCAACCAGAAUCCGAGCCACGCCUUCGCACCGAGCCAGAACGCUCUGCAGAGGACUCAGAACGGCAGCAUGUCCCAGCUGGAGGCUCAGAUCCAGUCCGCUCUGCAGCAGCCCUCCUACAGUUUGUCUCUGCUGAGGAACCAGACCCAUCAAAGGACCCACAGCAGCUGGCCCAACAGCUCCAGCUCCUCCAGCACCAACAGCCAGGUGGUCCUGCCCAAACCUGUCAGCCACAGUUUCCCUCAGUUCUACAACCAGCCCUUCUUAACUUCGUAUCAUUUACCCAAAAACACGUCACUCCACCAGGCGGCGCCGUCUCCAGACUUGUCUUCCACUAAUCCCCUGAAUGAGAUCUUGGACCUGACGAUGAGCUCGCCCUCCCCCUCCACAGACAGCACAGACGCCGGGCCCAGCCUGGACUUUAACCUGGCUCUGUUCCCCGGGAUGGCCCCCGACGCCCCGCCCCCUGCAGCCCCACAGCAGCCUUUGAUGCUCCAGCAGCCGCCGCCGCCGCAGAACCACAAUCUGCUGACCAACAACCACGACCAGGACAUACUAGAGAUACUUGGCUURGCGCUGCCCCCGCAGAAAACCAACCCCUCAUCCUCAGCCUCCACCUCCUCCACCUCGUCGCUGUCAAACAACCCGGUGUCGCUCUUCUCCAUCCCUUCCUCGUCCCCUUCCUCCUCGUCCUCGUCCUCCUCGUCCUCCUCGCUGUUUUCCAACUCUUUACCCACGCCCUUUCUCCUCCAGCAGUCGGACCCCGUUUCUCUCCCCAACGGCCACUCUGGCGCCCUGGACGUGCGCGAGGCCCUGCACAGCAUGCUGCAGGCCGGACAGGACCGCAAGUCUGUCAUCCAGUACCCUCAGCAGGACUAAAAGCCUCGGUGGUUACACCUCAGUCAGACUCCGUAAGGUUGUUGGCAUUUUGUUUAGUCUUUUGGAGUAGAUUGCAUCCUUUUUUUUUUCUUUUUCUUUUUCUUUCCAUCCCUUUUGAACCUGUCCUCCCCUCAGGGCCAAUAGUCAAGUCACUGCCUGUUCCUUCUCCUUUAGCAUUUCCGACUUGUGGUUUAAUGUCAGAUUUCUGCACCAAAGCAAGGCAGCUGUUUCAAAAGUUCCAAAAAAAAAAAGAAAUAAAAGGAAAGGAAAAAAAAAAGAAAAGGAAGUCAGGAAAACAACCUGUGGUAACUGCACUCUGUGUGGGAAUCCUCUAACAAACCUCCUUUGCUGCUUCAUUUGAGGUGAGAUCAGUGAAUUCGCUGGAAGCUCUGAAUGGCUGUUUCUUCACCGUGCUUGGCAAAAAAAAAAA
Molecule: messenger RNA, 5213 nt
Organism: Austrofundulus limnaeus
Lineage: Eukaryota; Metazoa; Chordata; Actinopteri; Cyprinodontiformes; Rivulidae
Gene: sbno2b
Product: strawberry notch homolog 2b
Biological process (GO): regulation of DNA-templated transcription
Cellular component (GO): nucleus
Molecular function (GO): chromatin DNA binding; histone binding
Source: RefSeq, a predicted model, not a curated record